CGUCACUCAUUGGUGGGAAUUUUCGUUCACCAGACAACGACAACGGUUCAUUCAGUCUGGUCGAGUUAGUUUGUCGCUGUCUUUCAGAUAGUGAACAUCGCAGCUAUGACAGUUGAAAGUGACGACAUUGUUUCGUAGUAAUCUAGUGAGUUGUGACACAAAGUGAUGUUACAAUAUCAAAUGGUGAUAUGCUUGACAAACAAGUGCUUCACAGUGAAUCGAAUUUUUUGGAUUAUCAUUGAAAAUAAGCGCUGAAUAGAGGGACUAAAUGGAGUCAGAUUAUCAUUGGUUGAUAACAGCCACCUUGGUAGCUUCUUCAGUGGUUGCUAUAACAGCGAAUUUUUUUCUACUGUUGGUUUUUUGCAGACGUAGAGGUCUCAGAACUGUACCUAAUAGAUUUGUGAUCAAUCUGUUAGUGACAAAUCUGUUGAGUAGUAUACUGCUGAUCCCAUUGCUACUAACAGACCAGGGAUUUUCUUUUGGUGGUACCAGUCUAAACUCUACUGUGAACACUACGGAGUUAAUAGAGAAAAUUGAAAUUAAAGAAGUAUUGAGUGAUAGUGAUAGUUCCACCAUAUUAAAUAGAGAUAUUGAGAUUAUACAAAAUGGUUUUGGUGAAGAAGAUACAACAAAUAGAGUGUUACUGUGCUAUUUCGCACAAAGUUCGACUAGUUUUGUGUGUACUGCAUCAAUAUUCAGUAUUCUUUUGAUUGGUAUCAACCAGUAUUUUGGAGUGAUACAUUCUCUAAGAUAUCACUUCUACAUCAACAAAUGCAGAAGCUCAAUAUUUAUCAUCAGCAGUUGGGUGGUGUCACUACUGUGUUCCAUAUUGGGUACCCUAACUUAUAGUGACAACUCACUGUGGAACUUCUGCAGUACUUCUAGUGAACCAAGUGAUAUCCUAAGAAUACUAAACACAGUCUACGCCAUAUCCUACUUCAUUAUGGUGAUUCUGGCCCCUUUUGCCGCCAUUUGCCUCAUAUAUUACUGCAUAUACAAUGCCGCACAUAAAAACAGUGAACGCAUGCGCAAAUCCACAAGCAGUAAUGCCAACCUUGAAUACACACAGGUGGCAGUUCCAAGGAACAUACCUAAAGUACAGAGUGCGCCAAAUUUCGGCAACCUAGUGAAAAACAACUAUAAAGAAAGUGAGGUUAAGGACGACAGUGCGAAGACGGCGAACAACGGCAACUUUAUAAACAAUUUGAAACAUAAAAUUAGCAACGCGUCGGUUUUUAAGUACAGGGAAGAAACAAGGGCUGCCAAAAUCAGCAUUAUAGUGAUUUUGACGGUUCUAGUUUGCUACAUACCCUACGGUAUAACUUUGGUGCUGAGUUGCGAAUUCAUCAAGGUCAAACCGGGGCAAAUCUUCAACUACCUCUCCUUGAUUUUGCUGGUAUUUUCCAACAUAAUAUCGCCCUUUUUGUUUGGUUAUCGAAACAAGCGGAUCAAAAGGGAAAUAGGGAAAAUGCUGGGCAUCGCCAAACCGACCAAUCACAACCGAAUAUCGACCCUGCCGCGCGACAAGAUAACCCGCAACCACAGCCUGGAAAACGAACUUUUUCUGAACGUCCCGGAAGUGAUCAUAACCUACAAGCCGGAAAACGAAAGGAAAAGUAUACUGAAAAAAUACACCUCCAGCUGGACCAGCUACAAAAAAUGCAAUUUUAUCACUGUACCGGACGGGUGUUGUUCCGGGGAAGCCCGCGGUAGUUUUUCCAGCGCAAGUACGCAAAUAUCGAACGAGGAAUAACACCCUGUACAUUCAAAACUUAAUAACUUUAAAACAAAAAGAGAUAACAAAAAAGUUCAAAGAGAAAAUUUUGUUGAUACUCAAAAACCCACACGAUAACAUU
Molecule: messenger RNA, 1856 nt
Organism: Brassicogethes aeneus
Lineage: Eukaryota; Metazoa; Arthropoda; Insecta; Coleoptera; Nitidulidae
Source: the annotation of a GenBank genome assembly